AUGAAGCUGUGGAGGAGGGCUGCCGGAGCUCUCAAAGACCAAAACAGCAUAUUGGCCAUCGCCCUAUCCAGGCAAAGUCGGUAUCCGAACUCUGAUCUAGAGGCAGCAAUCAUCAAGGCCACGAGCCAUGAUGACAGCUACGUGGAUUACAGGAAUGCCCAGAGGGUCUUUGCAUGGAUACGCGCAUCUCCCGUGAGCCUGAAGCCCUUGAUAUGGGCUCUCACUACACGGAUGGAGAAGACAAGGAGCUGGGUGGUGGCCAUCAAGGGAUUGAUGCUAAUGCAUGGUGUUUUCUGUUGUAAGACCCCAGCCGUACAAAGGAUCGGAAGGUUGCCAUUUGAUCUAUCAAACUUCACGGAUGGACACUCAAAACCAGCAAAAAUGUGGGGCUUCAACCUCUUUGUUCGAUCUUAUUUCUGUUUUUUAGACCAAAGAUCUGCCUUGUUGUACGUACAACAGAACCAAACAGAAGAACCAAUGGUGCAGGAGCUUGUAAAGUUGAAAAACUGGCAAUCUUUGCUUGACAUGUUGCUCCAAAUUAAGCCACAGGCAGAGAACAUGAAAAAGGCUCUAAUUAGUGAGGCCAUGGAUUGUGUGAUCAUUGAAAUAUUCGAUGUUUACAGCAGAAUAUGCAAAGGGAUUGCAAGUGUUCUCAUGAGGAUAUAUUCAGCUGGGAAACUUGAAGCAACCAUGGCAUUUAAGAUUCUUCAAAAGGAAAAAGUUCAAGGUGAGGCCCUUGCUAAAUAUUUUGAAUUUUGCAGGGAUUUCGGUGUCUUUAACGCUUUGGAAGUUCCUAAAGUCACACAAAUCCCAGAAGCAGAUAUUAAAGAUCUUGAGCGUAUAAUCAAUGGAGUUCCUGAAGCAACAGGUUACAAAAAUUCUACUAAUAAUGAGGAUAUUGAUAAUAAAGCAAUAGUGGUGAGAGAAGAUGUUGCCAAUAUUGUUAAAGGGAAAGAAGGAAACAGUCGAUUGAAGACAAUAAUAACAGACAAAUGGGAGGUUUUUGAGGAAGACGUGAACAUCAAUCAUCAAGCAAAUCAUGAAAUCUCUCAUUUUAGAGCAACUACUUCUUCCGCACAGAAUCCUCCAAAUUUUCUACCCAUUGUACCCGUUUAUCAACAACAAGAUAUACCAGAUUUUAUUAGUUUCUAUUAG
This is a messenger RNA of Dovyalis caffra, 1155 nucleotides long. NCBI's taxonomy places the organism in Eukaryota, Viridiplantae, Streptophyta, Magnoliopsida, Malpighiales, Salicaceae. The record is from the annotation of a GenBank genome assembly.